GGAAAGUGCAAGGCUGGAGCGGGGACUCGGCGAGGAGAAGAAGAGCUGCCGCGGGGAAAUGAGAAAAAGUGUGAGGCUGAAGAGGGGCCAUGGCGCGAAGAAAAAGAGCUGCUGCGGGGAAAUGAGAAAAAGUGUGAGGCUGAAGAGGGGCCUCAUCAACAAGACGAAGAGCUGCCGCAGGGAAAGUGCAAGGCUGAAGCGGGGACACGGCGAGGAGAAGAAGAGCUGCCGCGGGGAAAUGAGAAAAAGUGUGAGGCUGAAGAGGGACCACAUCGACGAGAAGAAGAGCUGCCGCCGGGAAAUGAGAACAAGUGUGAGUCUGAAGAGGGGCCUCAUCGACGAGAGCUGCGGCGCAGAAAGGAAAAAGGGUGUGAGGCUGAAAAGGGGCCACAUCGACGGAAAGAAGAGUUGCCGCGAGGAAAGGUGAAAAAGUGUGAGGCUGAAAAGGGGCCACAUCGACGUGAAGAAGAGCGGAAACCACCCGUCAUCAAGGUCGCAGGUCGCCGGCGAGUCGUACGCCUCGACCCAAAGGCCGGCCAGGACCCCGCACUGCACAAGCGAGCCCCGACCGGCGCCUUCCCCUGCGAUCGCUGCGCGCUCUGCUUCGUCAGCGCCCUGCUCCUGGAGCGGCACCACCGCAGUGGCAGGUGUUCGGCGGAGCAGACCAGACGGCGGCGCGCCUGCGUCAACCCUCGGCACGAGGACGCCGACAGGUGUCACGGCCCCGGCGCUGCCGAGGACGCCGACGAGUGUGACGACCCCGGUGCUGCAGAGGACGCCGACAGGUACGACAGCCCCGGUGUCAAGGUCGCCGACGAGUGUGGCGGGCCCGAUGCUGCUGAGGACCCCAAAGAGUGUGAAGACCCCGAGGCUGGGAACCCCGACGAGUGUGACGAUCCCAGUGCUGUUGAGCAGGCCAAAGGGCGUGACAGCUCCGGUGCCGAGGACGUGAUGGCACGAGGAAAGCCAGCGCAGGAUGCAGAGGACCACGGCGGGCAGGAGGCCGCCGGUGGGGCCGGCCGCAGCGGGGGGAGGCCUCAUCGCUGUGCUACGUGCGGGGCGGCCUUCAGGAGGGCGGCCCUUCUCCAAGCUCACCAGCGGACUCACGCUGGUGAAAGACCUGCCGCUACGAGUGAGAUUGAGCGCUCCUCCACUGAGAGUGUCCUCAAGAAGACUAUUGGGACACACGCUGAUGGUAAACUCUGCAUCUGCAGUACGUGUGGCAAAGGUCUCUCUGAUAGCAGCUCUCUCCGCAGACACAUGAGGACUCACACUGGCAGCGAAAAGCCAAAGCCACACAGCUGCCAGACUUGUGGCAAAAGUUUCUUCGAUAGGAGCUCUCUCGGCAGACACAUGAUGACUCACACUGGUGAGAAGCCGUACAGCUGCAAGACGUGUGGUGCAGGAUUCAAUCGAAGUGUCCAUCUCCAUGUACACAUGAGAACGCACACUGGUGAAAAGCCCUUCAGCUGCAAGACGUGUGGCAAAGGAUUCACUGAAAGUAGCCCACUCCGAAGACACAUGAGGACUCACACGGGUGAAAAGCCGCACAGCUGCAAGACCUGUGGCAAAAGUUUCGCAGAUAUUAGCUCUAUCCGCGUGCAUAUGCGGACUCACACUGGUGAAAAGCCGUACACCUGCCAGACUUGUGGAAAAGGUUUCUCGGAAAGCAGUCAUCUCCGCAUACACUUGAGGACUCACACUGGUGAAAAACCCUACUGCUGUCAGACUUGUGGCAAAGCGUUCUCUCACAGCACCACACUCGACGUACACUUGAAGACUCACACUGGUGAAAAACCGUACAGCUGCCCGACAUGCGGCAAAGCUUACUCUCAAGCAGCUCAUCUCCGUAGACACAUGAGGACUCACACUGGUGAAAAGCCGUUCAGCUGCAAGACUUGUGGAAAUAAGUUCACUCAAGGUGGGCAUCUCCGUAUACACAUGAGAAUUCACACUGGCGAAAAGCCGUUCAGCUGCAAGACGUGUGGCAGAGGAUUCAGUCGAAGUGUCCAUCUCCGUACACACUUGAGGACUCACACUGGCGAAAAACCCUACGGCUGCCAGACUUGCGGCAAAAAAUUCUCUCACAGCAGCACACUCCGUGACCACUUGAGGAUUCACGCUGGUGAAAAACCGCACAGCUGCCAGACUUGUGGCAAAGAUUUCUCGCAACGUAGCCAUCUCCGUAUUCACAUGAGGAUUCACACUGGUGAAAAGCUGCACAGCUGCCAGACUUGUGGCAAAGAUUUCUCUGAAAGUGGCUCUUUCCGCAAACACAUGAAGACACACAAUGCUGACAAGCCGCACACCUGUCAGACUUGUGGCAGAGGUUUUUCUCAAAGUACCCAUCUCCUCAGACACUUGAAAACUCACACUGGUGAAAAACCUUACAGCUGCCAGACUUGUGACAAAAGUUUCUCUCUCAGCCAAACACUCCAUGACCACAUGAAGACUCACACGGGUGAAAAAGACCACUCCUGCCAGACUUGUGGCAAAGGUUUUUCCCUCAGUGCCUCUCUCCGCAGACAUAUAAGGACCCACACUGAUGAAAAGCCACACAGAUGCGAGACGUGUGGCAAAAGAUUCACUCAAAGUUCCCUUCUCCGCCAACAUAUGGGAAGUCACACAGAAGAGAAACCCUCCAACUGUCAGACAAGUGGCGAAGAGUUUUCUGAUAGCCAGCUGACAGCAGCACUCUCAGUCCACACUUAAAGAUUCAUUCACGAUGAAAACCCCUUCAAACUGUCUACUCGCAAUACAAUACAAUAAAUUUAAAAAUUAUUAGUAUUGUUAAUCUAAUGUAACUGAAAAUGAGAUGGGUUUUAGUCUUUCUGAAAUUUGCAUGAUCAUGCAUUAUAUCUUUAUAGAUAGUAUAUUCAGAGAUCAAAACUAGUUGCCAUUCUGUAAAUUUUCUUGUUCUUUUACCAAUGUUUUUGGUAACGCCAAAUUUCCUUUUAAGGAAAAAUAUUUUGUUUAGUUUGUUCACUUCGAAUGUUGUCUGUUAGAUGUAAGAAAACCAUUUUGAACGGAAGUGUUUUGUUGCCCCAAAGAAUGUUACGGUUUACUAGUAGGUACGCGUACAAUCCUGCUGGUUAAUGAUGGUGGAGGGGGUGGAGGAGGGCAAACUUGGAAAAUGAAAAUCUGUUGAGAGGUUUGGAUUCCUCUUGCUAAAAAUGUGCAGCUUCAAUUCUCAGUAAUUUAUUAGUUUUUCCUUCAUUGGAGCUUCAGUACCCAGUAAUUGUUUACUUAUCUUUUUCUUCAAUGGAGCUUUACUUCUUAGUAAUUUAUUACAAUUUUUCCAUUGAGACUUGCACAAAUUGUGUA
Messenger RNA from Frankliniella occidentalis (western flower thrips), 3324 nucleotides. RefSeq names its product gastrula zinc finger protein XlCGF57.1-like. The coding region runs from base 952 to 2712 and encodes 586 amino acids. NCBI's taxonomy places the organism in Eukaryota, Metazoa, Arthropoda, Insecta, Thysanoptera, Thripidae. Gene Ontology annotation, molecular function: DNA-binding transcription activator activity, RNA polymerase II-specific; RNA polymerase II cis-regulatory region sequence-specific DNA binding. Gene Ontology annotation, biological process: regulation of transcription by RNA polymerase II. Gene Ontology annotation, cellular component: nucleus. The record is from RefSeq and is a predicted model, not a curated record. The transcript is spliced from 3 exons.